Molecule: messenger RNA, 708 nt
Organism: Penicillium crustosum
Lineage: Eukaryota; Fungi; Ascomycota; Eurotiomycetes; Eurotiales; Aspergillaceae
Product: carbonic anhydrase
Exons: 2
Coding region: 1-708 (235 amino acids)
Biological process (GO): cellular response to carbon dioxide; cellular response to oxidative stress; carbon utilization
Cellular component (GO): cytoplasm
Molecular function (GO): carbonate dehydratase activity; zinc ion binding
Source: RefSeq, a predicted model, not a curated record
AUGACCACUCCCUCGGCAGCGCCUCCUACCAAGCCCUUAUCAAGCUCUACACCGUUCUCCUAUGCUUGUCACCAAAACACCAAUCGAUAUGCUGCAGGUCUGCGCCUGAACAAAGAAUGGGCCGCACAGACAGCCCGCAAAUACCCCAACCUCUUCCCUACCCUCGCCACGGGCCAAACACCGCAGAUUCUAUGGAUCGGGUGCUCCGACUCUCGCUGCCCAGAAACCACCUUCUUGGGUCUCGAGCCCGGUGACGUCUUCGUACACCGCAACAUUGCCAACGUCCUCCACCCGGGCGACCUCAGCUCCUCCGGGGUUAUCGAAUACGCCGUGCAAUACCUGCGUGUCCAUCACGUCGUGGUAUGCGGGCACACAUCCUGCGGUGGUGUCGCGGCCGCCAUGGGAAACAAGAACCUGGGUAUUUUGGACCCGUGGCUGUUUCCCCUUCGCCAGUUGCGUGAGCGCAAUCUCAAACUUCUGCAGUCAUUGCCCAGUAAUGAGGCAGUGUCAAAGCUGGCAGAGUUGAACGUUCGCGAGGGCUUGAAUAUUGUCAAGCAGAAAAGUGUUGUGUUGAAUGCCAUUCGCGAGCGGGGACUUCAGCUUCAUGGCUUGAUUUAUGAUGUUGGAUCAGGUGUGCUCAGUGAGCUGGACACGCAGGAUUCGGAGGAGGUUAUUAGGGCUCGUCUAACGGCUUUCCACACGGAAUGA